AUGGGCAAAUUCUACAACACGACAUCCAUUCUGAGACUGCAAGGCUUCAAUAUCCCAUCUGAAUCUGUCUUCCCUGCAUUCCUGUUUGCAUCUCUUAACUACAUGAUCAUCCUCUUCUGUAAUCUUGCUCUGAUCCUCACCAUUGUUCUUAACAAGAGUCUGCACCAGCCUAUGUAUCUUCUUCUGCUCAACCUACCCAUCAAUGACUUGAUGGGCUCAACCGCACUCUUUCCACAGGUCAUCAAAGAAAUACUGUUUGACACCAGGACCAUCCAUUACACAGCCUGUGUUACCCAAGCUUUUUUUAUUCAUGUCUAUGGGCUGGGUGCUGUGUUAACACUGACUGUCAUGGCCUAUGAUAGGUAUAUUGCAAUAUGUUUGCCAUUGAAAUACAAAACCAUUAUGACGAAUUCCCACAUUAUGAAAAUAAUUACGGCAACAUGGAUGUUGAAUUUGGUUUUGAUAGGGUUGCUGUUUUUCCUGCUGUUGCGUUUACCACGUUGUAGAUCCCUUAUGGCACAUUCGUACUGCGAUAACCCUUCCCUUCUAACUCUGGUCUGUGCAAACACAACCAUCAAUAACAUUUAUGGCCUUGUCAUAGUCGCUGCCACACAGGUGAUUGCCAAUGUAACAAUACUGUAUACCUAUCUUCAGAUACUCGUCACAUGCUUCAGAAGUAAGAGGUCAGACACCAAAACGAAAGCGCUGCAGACAUGUGCGACACAUCUGAUGGUUUUUCUUCUGCUAGAAUGUCUUGGCCUUUUCACAAUCAUAUCAUACAGGUUGAAGAAUCUCUCACCGUACUUAAGGAGACUCAGUGGCGUUUCAACGUUAAUUUUCCCGCCAACUUUGAAUCCUAUCAUUUAUGGACUGAAAACAAAAGAAAUUCGUGAAAAAAUAGCUUACUUUUUCAGCCGAAAAAUCUUUCCAGCCUAG
This is a messenger RNA of Lampris incognitus (smalleye Pacific opah), 936 nucleotides long. Its product is annotated as olfactory receptor 52E4-like. NCBI's taxonomy places the organism in Eukaryota, Metazoa, Chordata, Actinopteri, Lampriformes, Lampridae. The transcript has a single exon. The record is from RefSeq and is a predicted model, not a curated record. Gene Ontology annotation, molecular function: G protein-coupled receptor activity; olfactory receptor activity. The coding region runs from base 1 to 936 and encodes 311 amino acids. Gene Ontology annotation, cellular component: membrane. Gene Ontology annotation, biological process: G protein-coupled receptor signaling pathway.